This is a messenger RNA of Pseudovirgaria hyperparasitica, 3760 nucleotides long. RefSeq lists its product as uncharacterized. The transcript is spliced from 3 exons. Bases 476 to 3451 code for a protein of 991 amino acids. NCBI's taxonomy places the organism in Eukaryota, Fungi, Ascomycota, Dothideomycetes, Acrospermales, Acrospermaceae. The record is from RefSeq and is a predicted model, not a curated record.
UUCAUUUCAUCUCAUCGGUGAACCAAAACUCACACUCUGAUUCCGUCAAUCAACAUCACCAGCAUCGUCUAUACAUCCAUCGUACGACAUGGCAGUGUCUCGACUAUCCUCGUAUUAUCCAUCUGCCGACAUGCCUCUCUCCCCAUCGUUCGCCCGUCACAUCACCUCUGGCGAUAUUACUCCACUUUUGACGAGUGAAUACGAGAGCCACAGCCGCCCAUCUGAGAAAACGCCCCCAAGCCAUGCAUCGCGUGGAUUGGCUCAUUCCUCGUCUUCGCUUCAUCCACCUGAAAGCAGAGCUCGUAAUCACACUAUGUUGCCUAUUCUGCUCUCUUUCUCCUUCUCUCUCACUUUCUAUUUCACUGGCCUCAGAACCUUCAUGUUGCCAUGUAACCAUAGCUGAGUCGAUGCAGCUUCAUACUGAUGCAAACACCCGGCACCACUGCUCUGGCGUACCGGCCCUUCUCUCGGCGCCAUGAAAUUCGAUCAGUGCGGCCAACGAUACAUGGCCAACACAACAGACGGCGCCGAACUGCGUGCGAAAUACGGCUGGCACGGUCCUGUAGUUGGCAUCAGACGCAACGAGACCAGUCAGAUCUCUCUUGAAGGAUGUCUUGCAGUCUGUGGCCAUGACUCCGAUCCUUAUAGCUGGGACAUCGCUUCGGCAACUAUUACAACAUGGAUCCUGCCUGUCAUAGGCACUCUGCUCCAGGCACCAUUCGAAAGCAACUCCUUCAAGCGGACAUGUCUUGCUAUCAACCGCUGGGUCGGAUCUCCCAUUGCCAGUCUGUCGUAUAUCCUGUGGAACAUCAAAGUCAACGCAAAAUGUGCCUUGAUCGCAGACAUGGCCGUCAAAUACGAUGACUACCCUGCACGGAAAACCGACUUUGGUAGCAUGCGCGACUCUCUUUAUCUCCUGGUGGUCAUGAACCAGUAUAGCAUGAAGCCGCAAGCCGCUUUGCAGAAAGAAGCUGAAGGUCUUUUGCGAAUCGCUCUGUUCAGCAAAGACCUCCGGCUUGUGAAUGAUCAUGAUACUCUUCGGACCAAACGCAGAAGACUAGCCCGUGAACUCCGCGAGAUGCGUAGAAGAGGCGUUGUACCAGUAUUCAUAUCUACCAUGUGGUUUGUGUUUGCAUUCGUACUCAGUAUACAGUCUGCCUUCAACGCCUUAGGCGAAAAUUCAACAGCCCAUGAUCUUGCCCUCGGUUGUCUCCUUGCAUGGUUUCCGACGCUCAUCCUUUGCACCAUCGCGGAUCGUAACCCAAUUGCGGCCGAGUCGAUCAGAAAGAAAUUGAAUGAGCUGAUUGAUCACGUUCGCAGCUCAAUUCAAGACGACCUCCAUCGUUCCUUGUUCAUCAGCUCGUUUCGAGACCAGCCGGAAUUUGACCAACUAAAGGAAUGGCUCGAUAAGAUCAAGGAUCAUUCAGACUUCAUGGGUAACUUCUUCACAGAGUUCGCUGGUCAGGCCCGCGUGCGUUGGCACUACGGAGCAGCACAUCCAAUCUUGUCUGACAUCGAGAACUGUUAUGUUGCCGAACGCGGCAGAGACUGGCUGGCCGAUGAGAAGAAAGCCAGGACAAACUUGGUCUUGGGGUCAGUAGAAGAGGGCUUGAUAUGGUUUGAUAUCAGAGAGCUUUGGCAGAUUACUAGUGCUAUCAUCAUAGUCUUGGGCGGAUGUGCUGGGGCAUUUGCCAUCUCAUUCUUCACCCCUACCGUCGGUCUUGGAUGCCGAAGUGGAGGUUAUGUCAUCUUCUUCUCUCUGGCAUUUGUGUUGAUCGUCGCAGAGAUGAUAGUAUGGUGGAUGGCAUCGGACCUUGAGAUGGUGCCUCCUAACUGGAUGGCGAGAACAUCUAGCCGUCUCCAUUCGACUGCCACUUUUGCCUACCUGGAGGAGGAAUCCCACAACCGAUGGGCUGUACUCAAACGAAGAACUUCAGCCAUCUUUCGGAAUGCGGAGGACCAGUUCGUCCGACUGGUUCGAGCUACCGUCGGACUGUUCCCACUCAAUAAUAAGAUAGAUACUCAAGACAAAGCCGAUGCACUGAUUCGUCGACUCUUAGUGCAAUACAGAGCGAUGAGUCUCCAGCGACGGUGUGAAUUAUUCAUAUUUCGACCACUGGAACUUAUCAACUGUUCCUGGCUCAUAUACAUAGUCAUGGCACAAACAUUUGGCACUUACAGAAACUGCCACUGUGUGACCAGCACCUGGGGUGGCGCCGGUGGCUACCUCGACUUCACGCAACAGGAUACAACAAACAACGAAUACGUGGCCUGGUACUGGGGUACAGGCACACUCCUUGCUUCCGCCACCAUGGGCAUCUCCAUGUUCUACAUCACCGUCGAAUGGAUGCAACAGAGCUGGCUGCAUACUGAGGACUACAACGACGCCAUGGACGGGCUGAGGAAGAUGCGUACUUACAAGCGGUACACAUAUUGGUUUCGUAUCAUGUCUCGCUAUUUCCUCCUCGCCACCGUGCAUCCUAUUCAUGGGCUCUUCCGUUGGGUGGGCAUCGUGCGGAAGAGGCAGAAAAGUCUCCUUUGGACGAGGCAUGGUGUUUGGGGAAAGCCGACCCCAUCAUCCUCGCCUUCCUAUACCCAACCUCUGAUAUCAGACCCGCAUCCCUCUGGCACCAAUCACCAUUUUCCAUCUAUAUCUAUCGACCUCGCCCCCAUUCAGCGCCCCAUCACUCCUCAUAACGGCCUUCCUGUGUCCUGGGCAUCUCUCUCCCCGCCUGUAUCGCAACCCAUGACCCGCAACUCCUCGUCUGACUCCUCUCUUCACACUCCCACGCACACGCAGAACCGCCCUCGCUACUCCUCCGACGCAUCUCUUCUACCCUACCGCCCGCCCAAUCCCGAUGCUUCCACCCAUACCCUCGCGCGUCCACGCUCCUCAACAGAUGUCUCCACCCGCACCACAUCACCCCUUCGCACGCCCUUCAUCGCACACAUCGCAACCCAUGUCCACCGCGACAGCGACGCAUCCAAUCCACCUUCCCCGCGCCUCCUCCACCGACUCCCCUAUCCCACACACAGCACCUCACGAACGCCCGUCCACACCCCCAUCUCAAGCCUCCAUCCCAGCGCCCACGACAGCCCUCCAGACAACGCCGCAUUUUCCGACACUACCGCACCCCCGACCGGCCAUUGGACAGACAAUAUCCCGUCCGUCUUCGAAGACGAUAGUGCCCGGCGGGAAAGCACGGGUACAGAUGAAUUAGGCAGUCCACACGCGCUUCUCCCCGCGAGUCCACCAAGCGACCGCGACUACUACCGCGGUGACGGCGGCGGGUGGGCGCGCGGACUGCAGGAUCUGACGGUGCGUCAGGGUUAUAGACGGGCAAGUUCAUCCGGUGAUGCGAGUGGGCUUGGGAUCCGGGUUGGUGAUGUCGAGAGCGGUGAUGGGCGGAGGGGUGAGAGUGAGGGAUCUGGAUAUGGAGGAGGAGGAUAGGGCUUGGAUAUGAAACGUGUGCUGUAUCAUAGUUGUGCGAAGUGAGUGCGUGUGCAUGUGACAUGGCGCAUUACUUUAGAACCGAGCGGGUCUGUAUAGAGAGCCUAAUAGAAUAGAAGUUUGUAGUGUAUACCACACAAGCCUCAUAUCCCAAUCGAAUCUGAACAACAUAUUAUGCCCGCACACGCCCUCCUCCGCCAUCUACGUCCAUACUAGCGCCUUUCCCCCAAACACUAUUACCUAUGACAUAAACAUUAAGCAGUCAUCACAACGUUCACGUUGCAGUAGCGAGGAAACAAGUAAACGUCU